UUCAGGUAGCUCAGCUGGUUAGAGCAAAGGACUGAAAAUCCUUGUGUCAGUGGUUCGAAUCCACUUCUAAGCGGGCGAA
Molecule: messenger RNA, 79 nt
Organism: Oldenlandia corymbosa var. corymbosa
Lineage: Eukaryota; Viridiplantae; Streptophyta; Magnoliopsida; Gentianales; Rubiaceae
Source: the annotation of a GenBank genome assembly